CUGUGAGCAUUGGCGAGGCAGCUCCUGUCCCUCAUGUCUCUUUGUGGGAGCAACAACACACUUCCCGUGGCAUCACUGGAGACGAGGCAGAGCUCCGGGGGAGGAACGCUCCGGGGAACUCCACACAACUCAGCUGACAGUAGGAGGAAGAAUCAAGUGGCUUGCCAUGAUGGAAAAGUAAACAAAUCUGGACUAUUAGUGAGGCUUUUGAGGACAGGAGCCAUGUUCACAGGGGAUGGCGUGGUCAGUGGCCACUUCCUGACCGGGGGUGCGUUCAAGCCCCAUCAGGGACUGGAAGUAAACGCCUCCAUUCAAAUACAGAAUGGACAACACUUUGGGACCUUUCCUCCAUACCAGGGCCAGAUUUACAACAAUGCCAGCUUGCCCAAAGUGGAGAAUAAUGUUAUUACAACCACAUUCAAACCGAUACCCCUACCGGUGCCUCCAGCUGCACUCAAACUGGGGCAGGAAGGCUUCAAGAAAGUCUGCAGAACUGAGGAGCACAGCCCCUGUCCCUUCCCCGGACUGACCUCGGGGGUACUGGAGAUGCGUGUGAAAGAGGGGAGUAAGAUUCGCAACUUGAUGGGCUUCGCCAUGGCGCGGAUGCAAGGAGAGAAAGGACUUUGCGGUGGAGGAGAGGAUGGGCUCAGGCAGGUGGUCUUCACCGGGUCGGGCCGCGCCGUCACCAAGACCAUCACGUGUGCCGAGAUCAUGAAGCGCAAAGUGGGCUCGCUGCACCAAUUGACCAAGCUACAGAACAAGGUGGUGAAGGAAGUGUGGGAGAACACCGAGCGGGGUACAUCGGAGAUGACUGUGCACAGGACGGUGCCCUCCAUCAGCAUUCUGCUUUCCAAAGACCCGCUGGAUCCUCAGGAGCCGGGCUAUCAACCCCCAGAGACUCUCGGCACACUGUGGGAGGACAGAGAUGGGUGUGCCAUGCCAUCCGCAUUCAAGAGACCUCCAGAACCUACGCCGUUCAGCAGUUUGCCGGACUCCAAGCGUGUGUGCUUGGGUGAGGGGAUCUCCGUGACCCCCCUCCUGCACUGACUGGAUGUCAAACAUCAGAGUUCGUUUGGCACUGCCCUGCACUCAAGCACAACACCAAGACAAUCAGAACAGUCCCUGGGACAGAACAGCGUUUUCUCACCAAUUGCAUCCUGACUAGGAUGUUAACAGCUUGCCUUCUGUAACAUAAAGCUGUGAGAAUUGUGUUAAUGUACUUGUUCUAAAACCUUGAACUCAAUUACAAUACUUUUAAGAUUGAAAAAUAGCCAUGAACUGCAAAGACAAAGUUUUUUUUUUUUUUUUUUUAAUUUGUUCCAAGCUAAGAUUACAAAGUAAAACAGCUGAAACCCCUUGACGACAAAUGCAAAUCAUGCCAUUCGCCAAUUUAAUUUUUCUUAGUAUUACAUGUUACUCUCAGCCCAGUGCUAUUUUGGUUGUGUUGAAUAAAUCAAGUCAAAAUUACCAGAGGAUAUUCAUUAAAGAACAUGAAAAUGCCCAUUUCUGAUCACACAUUUUAACAAAGGAUUUUUUUUAGGUUUGAUUGGUAUAUGUUAUUUUGAACUACCAGCUGACUACCAUUUGUCCAUCACAUGUUACUUUUCCCCAUUAAAAGCAUGUAGCAAAAUAUGGAUCCUUUUACAGUUUUGUGCAAAGUGUGUGUUGCGAUUGAUGUAUGUCAAAAUAAAGAGUGCGCGUAUGAAUGUGUUUGAAAGAAAGAGCUGAAAGCCACUGGCAACAAAUGCAAAUCAUGUCAUUGUCCAUUUUUAGGUGCUUCCGUUAUAUUCUUCCUAAUGCUAUUUUAGCUGUGUUGAAUGAAUUACAUAGGUCAAAUUUGCCUGAGGAUAUUCAUAAUGAAAAAUGAUUUUUUUUUUAAUCCGACAUUUAUGUUAACAUAAACAAAUGCAAUUAUGUUAAAAUUUCAGUUUGGCCUACCGGCUGACUUUGUCCAUCAGAUGGUACCACUUUUCCCCCAUUCGAAGCAUGUAGCAAUAUGCGACAUUUUGGAGUUGCUGCUGAAAUAAGUGUGUAUCGCUCUUGAUGAGCGGCAAAUGUGUGAAACAGCUGAAAGUCACUGACGAAUGCAAAUCACGCCAUUGCCCAUUUUUCUUUUCCUCAGUAUUACGUUAUCCACCCCUGCUAUUUUAGUUGUGUUGAACGAAUUUACUAUAGCUCGAAUUUGUCUGAGCAUAUUAAUUUCCAAAAAUACUUGUUGACCACUAUUUGUCCACCAGAUGUCGCUACGUUUCCCCUUUAACAGCAUGUAGCAAAAUGUGACAACUUAUACUGUUUUGUGCAAGGUUGCCUUGCUACUGAAAUCAUGUGUCUCUCGUGAUUAUAUGUCAGAAUAAAGUGUGUGUGUGUGUGUGUGUGUGUGUGCGCGCGCGCAUCUGUUUGCGUGUGUGUGGCUGUAUAAAAAUGCCACUGGUGACAAAUGCAAAUCAUGCCAUUGUCCAUUUUUAUUUGUCUCAGUAUUAAAUGCUAUU
Molecule: messenger RNA, 2489 nt
Organism: Phycodurus eques (leafy seadragon)
Lineage: Eukaryota; Metazoa; Chordata; Actinopteri; Syngnathiformes; Syngnathidae
Exons: 2
Coding region: 34-1047 (337 amino acids)
Biological process (GO): tRNA 5'-leader removal
Cellular component (GO): ribonuclease MRP complex
Molecular function (GO): RNA binding
Source: RefSeq, a predicted model, not a curated record